GAGCUCUUGUCGUUGGCCAAACGGAAACGCAGUGACUCUGAAGAAAAGGAGCCGCCUGUGAGCAAACCUACAGCAUCUUCAGACUCUGAGACGUCAGACAGUGACGAUGAGUGGACUGUUGGAGGUUCCAAAAACAAAAAAAAGGGAAAAGCGGGUAAGGCAGAGAAAAAAGGAGCCAUGAAGAAGCAGAUGAACAAAGCUGCCUCUUCAGGCAGCUCAGAUAAAGACAGCUCGGCUGAGAGCUCAGCACCUGAAGAGGGAGAAGUCUCUGACUCUGAAAGCAACAGCUCCUCAUCUAGCUCAGAUUCAGAUUCUUCAUCUGAAGAUGAGGAAUUCCAUGAUGGCUAUGGAGAAGAUUUGAUGGGAGAUGAAGAAGACCGAGCUCGACUGGAACAAAUGACAGAAAAGGAGAGAGAGCAGGAGCUGUUUAACCGGAUAGAGAAGAGAGAAGUGCUAAAGAGAAGAUUUGAAAUCAAGAAGAAACUAAAAACGGCAAAAAAGAAAGAAAAGAAGGAGAAAAAGAAAAAGCAAGAGGAAGAGCAGGAGAAGAAAAAACUCACACAGAUCCAGGAAUCCCAGGUCAUGUCACAUAAUAAAGAGCGGCGAUCAAAGCGGGAUGAGAAGCUAGACAAGAAAUCUCAGGCAAUGGAGGAGCUAAAAGCAGAAAGAGAGAAAAGGAAGAACAGAACAGCUGAAUUGCUUGCAAAAAAACAGCCAUUAAAAACUAGUGAAGUAUACUCUGAUGAUGAAGAGGAGGAGGAGGAUGAUAAGUCUAGUGAGAAAAGUGAUCGCUCAUCCAGGUCUUCAUCCUCUGAUGAAGAGGAAGAGAAAGAAGAAAUUCCUCCUAAGUCCCAGCCAGUGUCCCUGCCUGAAGAACUAAACAGAGUACGAUUAUCGCGACACAAGCUGGAACGCUGGUGUCAUAUGCCCUUCUUUGCCAAGACAGUCACUGGCUGCUUUGUCCGUAUUGGCAUUGGAAAUCACAACAGCAAACCUGUUUAUAGGGUUGCUGAAAUAACUGGUGUGGUAGAGACUGCAAAGGUUUACCAGCUUGGUGGUACCCGGACAAACAAAGGACUACAGUUGCGGCAUGGCAGUGAUUCACGUGUGUUUCGUUUGGAGUUUGUCUCAAAUCAGGAGUUUACUGAAAGUGAGUUUAUGAAGUGGAAGGAAGCGAUGUUCUCUGCUGGGAUGCAGCUACCCACGCUAGAUGAGAUAAACAAGAAGGAAGUGUCCAUCAAAGAAGCCCUCAACUACAAGUUUAAUGACCAGGACAUUGAGGAGAUUGUGAAAGAGAAGGAAAGGUUCAGAAAAGCACCUCCGAAUUAUGCUAUGAAGAAAACUCAGCUGUUAAAGGAGAAGGCUAUGGCUGAGGACUUGGGGGACCAAGACAAGGCCAAACAGAUUCAAGAUCAGCUUAAUGAACUUGAAGAGAGAGCAGAGGCCCUGGAUCGUCAACGAACAAAAAACAUUUCUGCAAUCAGUUACAUCAACCAGAGAAAUAGAGAAUGGAAUAUCGUUGAGUCCGAGAAGGCUCUUGUGGCUGAAAGUCACAGCAUGAAAAACCAACAAAUGGACCCCUUUACUAGGCGGCAGUGCAAGCCCACGAUAGUGUCUAAUUCCAGAGAUCCUGCUGUCCAAGCUGCCAUCCUUGCCCAGCUAAAUGCAAAAUACGGGUCUGGUGUGUUACCAGAUGCUCCAAAGGACAUGAGUAAGGGUCAAGGGAAGGAUAAAGAUGUGAACUCUAAAUCAGCCAGUGACCUCUCAGAAGAUCUUUUCAAAGUGCAUGACUUUGAUGUAAAGAUUGAUCUUCAGGUUCCCAGUUCAGAAUCUAAGGCACUGGCCAUCACCUCCAAGGCUCCACCAGCAAAAGAUGGUGCCCCUCGGCGAUCAUUGAACUUGGAGGACUACAAAAAGAGGCGGGGGCUUAUUUGAGCAUGCCCACUCUGCUGCUUCUGAUCCUGCAUGCUCCAUGACGAUGUCCUACCUUUUCUUCCUCCCUUUUCAGUUCUCCCUUCUGGGUUGGAGCAGCAAUGGAGCUGGGAAGAGACUCUAAAACUGCCAGUCAUCUGUAACAUAAACCAUUCAACUAUUUACUGUAUAGACCUCCCUUCUUGCCCUUUCUUCCUGCCCCCCUCACAAAUGUGGAUCUGUGCUAUUUGGGGUUUUCCCAUUUCUUUUAGUUUGAGUUUUGUUUUUAUUUUGUUGAUGCAGCUCGUUGGUCCACUCUGUGUUCAGUAUUAGCCUGAGGUCUGGAUUUCCAUAGGAAUCUCUUGGUGGCCGCAGAAUCCGCACUUGGUGAUCUCCCUUUACAUACCACCACAGGCAUGGUGAAUAAACAUUGGCGCAAGACCUUUGUGGCUGGAAGGUCAUCUGCACUUUCUUCCUCCUCUUUUUCCUCCUUCAUCCUAGCUUUGGAGAAGGGAAUCUUCAAAAACUGGCUUAGGUUCAAAGUGUAAAUUUUUUUGGGAGGGUUGUGUGACUUUUUUUCAGGUGUUUUUUAUCAUUUUUAAGCUGCAGUACUAUUUGUAUCCGUCUGUCACAGUUCUUUACGGCUGUUUUGAAUUUCUACCAGCUGUACUUGAGCAUCUGAAACUGCAAGAAAGAAACUCAUUAAAUGUGAUUCUUCUUACUAAAACGGCUUGGCUGAUAUAGCUGUUUAACUUCAUGUUCCAUUUUUUUACUUACACUUAACUGAUGAGAGAGGUACACAGCUCUUGAUGUGGGACUUGUCAUCUAUAGCACAUCUGGAGUCUCCAGCUAUAACUGAGUGGAGUAGCUUUUUCUGGGAUGGCCCUGGGGUGCUCAUUGGUUGGGCUUUAAUUUGUUCUUCAAGCCUCCAAUAUUACAUAUUUGUUAAGUCAUCGUGUCUUCACUGGGCUCCAGCUCACUUUGUUUCUUGCUUUGUGAACCAUUUAAAAGGGGCUUCUAUAAACAAACAAAAAAUUUAAAAAAAAAAAAAAAAAUCACUUUGUGUGGAAGGGGAAGGACACAGUAAGGACAUAGUAGAAAGGUCAGUGGGCAAUGUAUGAGAGGUAGCUGAUGUACGUUUUUCAUGUAUAAACCAGUACAAGUGGAGUGCAACACUAGCACAAGAAUUGUAUGGCUUUAUGGAAUAUUUGACUGGACACAAGGUGACAGCUAAAUUAUCACUCAGGUGUUAAAAAAAAAUAAAAAUAAAAAAAAAAUCAGAUUGUAAAUAUAAGUGACAUUUAACAAAGAACUUUUCCAAACAAGAUACAACUGAAUAUAUGGAGCUAAGAACUAAAUUAAAAGAGAAUUAGAAGUCUAAAAGGUUAGAGGCCCUCGUUCAGGUAAGCGUGCAAGCACGUGUUUGUUCCUACUCAGGCCAGUACAUAUAUAAUAACUUAAGCACUGAACUGGAUAGGAAUGUUUCUGGGGGACCCUGAAGAGGGAAAAUGCUGAUGCUCUUCUUGUGUCAGAGCAUUACUGUUUUUCUGAAAUCAUGCACUGGUUACGUUUAAACCUGUGUUUGAUACUUUCUUGUUGGAUUCUUAAUGAAACUUUAAUCUAGUUCUUAUUUAACUUUCUCUUCCUUUUUUAAUAGUAGCUUUAAAGAAACAUCAUGUAAUUGUGUGCAGAUUGAUACUAUGAACUGUGUAUAAAAAGAAAAUCAGCCUAUGAAGCAGCUCUUCUCUACUAUGUAAACGAAUAAUUAGGAAUCCUUUAAUACUUAUUUACUGCAUAGUCCAUAGUUCUAGGACACAUGUGGGUUAUUCUGUAAAUAAGUAAUCAUAGACUGCUUUAUUUGAUGGCCUAUUUUAGCAGCUUCUCUGGAGUUGUAGUAGGCUCUCACGUAUAUGUACUUUUAACUUUUUAAGAGUGGGUUUAUGGAAUCUACCAUGACAACUUCAUAGGAGACAUCGUGAUUCACUGUGUAGAUAUGCAUUUGAUAUGUUUUUUGUUUUUUCAACAGCUUCAAUGAUGAUACAGAUUUGUAAUAAAAAAAUCUAAACUUAUUUUACAAUAGCCAGUUUUCAAAAAAAUCACUCUCCAAUGCUUUUCAGAAAUUAAUUGCAAAAUCAAGCGAUUCAGGAACUGAUUUUUCCACAGAAAGGCCUCAGAGCUCUGAGGCUCAGUGACGAGUGGUCUCUAAAGGUAAAGUUAACUCAAAUUCAGUAUUUUUAAUAUGUUUGCCCUUGAUAUAUUGGUUUUAGGUAACUCCUACAUUUGGUAACACAGGGAUAGUCUAUACUACAGCCAAAAUGUCGACGAGACCUGUACAGUGUUGUGAGUAACUUUUAGUGGAGAUAACCGAAACGAGAGGAGAAUGCGGUAAGUUUAGAAUGCAGGUUUGAAUGGUGGACUAUGUCCCACUUAUCUGCAGCUAUGAAACUGCCGCUUACCCUCUCAAAGUCUCUGGAUUCUGCUGAAAUACUGUUUUUAAGAGGGGCAACAGUCAGUAAGUUAUCAUACAAACCUCUUAUAUUGAGAAUAAUACAUCAAGAAAGUACUCUUGAAUAGUUACAGAACUGUGUAUGAAAGCUGUAAUCUUUUUUCCUUUAAGUGCAUGUAAAGGUGAGUGACUACACCUCCCACUCAUUAGAGAGGGAGAGAUUUGUUUGCUUUGUUUCACUGGUGUCCUAGCAUAGUUCAUCACAAUUGUACAGACUUCUAUAAAUAAACUUGGUUUGUUGGUUUAAUAAGGUUGAUUGUUUAUCCCUUGAUCUGAGGUGCUAAGGGUUUGCUAUCUGGAAUUUGUUUUUUCAGGAAGUGACACUUCAUUUAUCAGUCUGGAUGAUUUUAUCUACAAUACUAAUACUGUAAAAUAAUUAAUGAAAUGUAAGCCCCCUCUUUUGCAAGAGCAGCUGUUGUCUCUAGUUACUCCAAUGACUGGAGUUCCUUCUUACCACUAGGAUCAAACAGAGCCUCUUGGAAGGUCAGUUCACUUGCACCUCUGCUGCAUUUCACUAAAAACACAGACUUUGCUUGUCCUGUAGAAAUUCUGACUACUUUUGUAAUCAAAGAUGCUGAAGCAUGUAGCUGAACUUCGAGAGGCUACUGAAUGAGAUGAAGCAAGACUGUUAUCAGGGGUUGUGUGGUGGGAGGAUGAGACAUAUAACAGGCUUAAGUUGAAACAGGGCAAGUUCUGCCAAGAUGUAAGUCAGAGAGUGGACUAGCUUGCCUGGAGAGAUUUGUUGUUCUGUCUCUCUUUUGGAGGCUUUCAAAAGAAGGCUGGAUUAAGCCAUGGGUAGCAUGGUCCAGCCUUGUAGCUUACCCAGUUUUGAGCAAGAGGGUGGACUGGAGACCUCUGUGAGCUCCCCUCUGACCUGAAUUUUCCUAUGAGUCUAAGUAAUUUCAUAAUGCUUUCUCCAGUUCUGUCUGUCUUCCCUGUGCGUACUGCCCCCUCCCCAUCCUUCCAACAUGCAGCACACAGAAUUUGUCUUACAGGCGUGGUGGCUUACCGUGAGCAGUGUGGCAUUUCCCAACACAUACCCUUUCUGAGACUCUCUGGGGCGUGUAUGUCUGUAGAGUUCAUGCUAGGGCUGUCUGUUAAACAAAAUCCUCCCUAUAGAUUUAUCACUGAACAGGCUGGAAGGCUCAGCCUGUUACACUGUAGAUAACUGAGGUUUGAUCAGCAAAGUGUUCCUUAGAUGCACUUGGAACAACAAAAUACAUCUCGAGUUUUCCACCUCCUUAUGAGCUUUUUUUAAAUGCAUGUGCUUUUAAGCUGCUGUGCAAGGUCACGGAUUUUCAAGGAAUCUUUGGGACAAAAGGGUCUUGAGGAUACAUUGACAGUUUUUAAGUGGCUUUGGGAAGGAAAGUCAACUAAAGGAAAAUAAUGUUGUGCCUCAAAGGAAAAGGUGGAAGCGGAAGAAGGUGAGAACUGAAAAUAAGGAGUUUGCACAAAUGCUUCACUGGUGAUACAUGCUGGGAAAUAAAAGGCACAUGGAUGCCAUCUCAAAUUUGGACUUUGGCAUCUUUGUUUUUCCCCCCCCCAUUUGAACUAAAAGAUAGUUAAGCUUGUCCAGACCAUUUUGAAUUUUGGGGUUCCUAGUUGUGGGGAAAAAAGGACAGUAACUUAGUCUUUUAGAUGGAGAUGCUUAAGUAGCCAAAUAAAUGGGUGAAUUUUCUUGUUUUAUUUGGAAUGGUUAAGCACUUGCUGGUUCUACCUUACCACCACCGUCAUCAACUGCUUGAGAUUUUAGCCCCCUC
Messenger RNA from Egretta garzetta (little egret), 6177 nucleotides. RefSeq names its product RTF1 homolog, Paf1/RNA polymerase II complex component (gene RTF1). Lineage: Eukaryota; Metazoa; Chordata; Aves; Pelecaniformes; Ardeidae. Gene Ontology annotation, cellular component: Cdc73/Paf1 complex. Bases 178 to 1935 code for a protein of 585 amino acids. The record is from RefSeq and is a predicted model, not a curated record. The transcript is spliced from 17 exons. Gene Ontology annotation, molecular function: DNA binding; RNA polymerase II C-terminal domain phosphoserine binding.